AUGGAUGUUGCCAGUACUGUCUUCACCCUCACGGCGGGUAUCAUCGACUUCAUCGCCCAGCACGAUGACAAUGACGCUAUUAUGAGUGACAUCGCGGACGUAGCUGUGCAGAUACAGAACGUCAUCAAACCGCUGCUCCUCCACAACAUGAAGAACGACGGCGUGAAGCGAGCGCUCGAGAACCUUCAGCUUGCGCUGGGGAGUAUCGACAACCACCUCAAGUCGUGGAAGGAGAGCAAAACGAAACAGGUUUGGGCGAUGCUCAAUCCAUGGGCGGUCAACCAGGAGCUCAAAGAGGACAGGCAACGGUUGAUGAACCACUACACACUGCUCACUGGGGCAAUGCAGGUGGUGAAUCAUUUGCAUAUAACAGGAUAUAAUGUGAUCUGCUCGUCGUCCGCAACGAGCUCGAGCUCAAGUCCGGGAAAAAUUGUAGGCUCAAAGAGCAUCAUCAGAGUAGAGGAUUUCUGGCACAUGUACAUCGGAAACGAUAAUGAUAUCGUCAAAAGUCAACAGUUUUGCCUGCACAUCUCUUCGUGGAUGGGGAAGCAGCUAGGCAAGACAGAAACUCGACGUUUACUCCUUCGAUUGGACGAGAAUAACACCGGCUACGUGACCAUGCCUACUCUGAAAGACUUGGUCGGGUCUCGGAGUAUGAAAGAGACCAUCCUGACUUACACCGCAGAGCCGAAUAUCCCCCUGUUAGUAUGGAUUGAUGACGACGUAGUUGGAAACGCCCGCAAAGUUGAGUAUGCUCGUGGGUGUGGAGUCAGCGUCGUGCAACUCGCCUCAACGUCAUCCGCCAAAUCAUGGAUCACGGUUAACAAAGGUUUUCUCAAAAAGCAUGACAAUGCCGCCGACGUUCGAUUCAUCUCAGACCAGGUCAGAGUAGAAUUGAAGCGAGAUGGGCAGUCAUUCAAGAAUUGGCACGCCGGAGAGGACGUUACGAAGUACAUCCGCGGCGAGGGGUUCACAGCGCCCAUACUCAUUUACACUGGACGCCGCAGCCUCGAUCACACAAAGUAUGUGGCGCGUUAUAAGAACAUGGGCUCUCUGUCCGGAGAUUAUCGAGCCUUUCAAGACUUUGUGUCCGCCCUGGGGAAAAGGAGAUCCGACGACACGAAGUGGAUUGGAUUUCGUGGUGCCAGUGCUUCGACCUCAAAGGUUCCUGGACAAUGA
Molecule: messenger RNA, 1179 nt
Organism: Cyclocybe aegerita
Lineage: Eukaryota; Fungi; Basidiomycota; Agaricomycetes; Agaricales; Hemipholiotaceae
Source: the annotation of a GenBank genome assembly